Messenger RNA from Effrenium voratum, 4860 nucleotides. The record is from the annotation of a GenBank genome assembly. NCBI's taxonomy places the organism in Eukaryota, Dinophyceae, Suessiales, Symbiodiniaceae.
UCUCCGUAUCGCCGCUUCCCCGGCGCAUGAAGCCAUUGAGCUUUCGCAAUGGAAGCACCCAUGGCGUAUUUUGGCUUCGGCGCGCUUAUGAACCGAGUGUCUUUGCGCCUGCGGGGCGUGGUGCCCAGCGAAAGCCGUCCGGCGCUGCUGCGAAGGUUCCGACUGGUCUUUGGAGGACGCCACGGCAUGGCAACGGUGGUGCCGGAUGAGGCUUCCUUUGUGCAGGGGGUGCUGCACAUGGUGACCCCAGCCCAGAAGGCACAGCUGGAUGCCAGCGAGGCUUCCUACGAGCGUCGGCUGUUGGAGGUGGAAGUGGGUGACGAAAAGGUGCCCUGCACGGUGAACGUCAUGCGCCCAAAGAUCUUGGAGGACUUUGAGGAGACUCUGCCUUCUGAGCGAUACCUUGCCGUCAUGAUCGAGGGCUGUGAGCAGCAUGGCCUCACCAGCUUGGCAGAUAGGCUGCGGAAGCAACGUUGCGUGCCGAGGGUGCCGCCACAGCGCUACUUGACCUUCGGGGAGCCGCUGGAGCAAAAGAUGGUCGGAGACGAGCUGGCGGAGCUAGGUCCGUGCGCUUUUGCCAUCAACGGCAAGGUCUGCGUGGCAAAGCCGGACGCGGGCGAGCACGUGCUGCGGCAGAUUGAAGAGUAUGGUCCAGGCAGAGACCACACGACGCUGGUGGCCCGGGAGUACUACGAGCCUUUGCUCGGGGAGCCCUCGGAGCUCCGCCUGUCGCGUCAGCACCAGGCCUUCUGCGAGCAUCAGCUGGUCAAGCAGUACGGAGCUGAGAACAUUGAGGCCGUGCAACGGCGCUGGGCGUCCAAGUCCUCGAAGCACACCAGGUUCCCAGUUUCGCCUCGCUUCAAGCAGAAGGACUUUGGACUGGAGUGGUUUACCUCAGUCGAGCAGCUGCACGACAGUGGCAGCGUGCGCCGUGGCUCGGUGCUCGCCGCUAUGCCCUACGCCUUUCCCAGUGUCCCCGGCGGCAUGGACGAGUUUGACAAUCUCAGCCCCGUUUGGAAGUCUGCGAGGAAGUUCGCGGCGUUCGCGAGCCACGAGGAGCUCUGGGCUUGCAUUGAGCAGUGCAACAGGCUUCAGCGGCCGCAGAUGUUCAACGAGGUCCUGGAGGAAAAGACGCCGCGCUGCCUUUACUUCGACUUGGACGGCCCUGCAGAGCACAAGCGCAAUCACGACUUCAUCAUCGAACAUCUCCAGUGGUACGUGGAGACCAUCUUCUGCGGGGACAUGAUGGGCUGGUCAAGGCCAGAGCCUGUGGUGCUUCAGUCCAAUCAGGAGAACAAGUACUCCAGUCAUGUACUGUUUCCACAGAUCCAGUUCAAAGACUUCCGGCACCAGAACAAGUACAUGAAGAUCUUGCUGCGAGGGACUGGGUUGUGUGAGGUGAACUUGGACAACAAUGAGAAGCUUCUGCUUUUGAAGCAGCUGGUGGAUCCUUCGCCCUACAAGAGCCUACAGCUCUUCCGCGGGCCUUUCGCGUGCAAGCUGCACGAGGAGGAGCUGACGGAAGCUGAGGAGAGCCGGGCACCGGCCGGAGACGACGCGCUGGUGGCGGACGAGAUGGCCGGGGCGGAGAUCACGGAGAUGUUUCGCGGGCAAGAUCAGCGUCAAGAACCAGAGGAGCUCUAUGGGAUCCGGGCGGGAGAGCUCUUCAAAGGCGAGCCCUACGGCAUCCGGGAGAGGGAGCUCUACGGAACCGAGCUCUACUACCCGAAGGAGGAGAUGAGGUUGAGAGAAGCAAGACCGGAAGGGUUGCCGCCGGUUCCGGAAUCCGGUGAUGAGGAGGAAGUGGCGAGGACACCUUUGAGGGCUGCUCAGGAGGAGACCGCAGCGCAGAGGAGGAAGGCCAGAGCCUUUAUGACACCGGAGGAGCGUGCCGUGGAGGAGAAAAGAGAGCGGGCUUUGCAGGCGGUCAAGGAAGACAUGGAGAAGAAAAGGAGCGGUCUGGAGGUGACGCCUCGAGGAGAUGGCGCAGGGAGCGCCAAGGACCGGGUGGAUUGCGAGGCAGAUGAGAAGGAGCUGGACCGGGUGUUCGUGGAGGAGUACGGAACGGUCAGCAUGAACCUGGCGGAGGCGCUGAGGCAAAGGAACGAGCUGAAGAACAAGGUGGAGCGUCUUGAGCUCGAGAAGGUGGUGAUUGAGAGUGAGGCGGAGCAGCAUAAGCGGAUGGCGGAGCUAUGGAUCUUGGUGUUGGAGCAGCAGCCGCAGCCGCAAUUUCACACGCCACAGCAGGAAGAGGAGGUGAAGCCACCGAGGCCGACGCAGGAGGGAGUUGAGAGCUUUGCGGAGUAUCUCCAGGCGGAAUCCGAGACGGCGGAGCUCUCAAUAGGAGGGAAGGAGGGGGCGCCCAAGAUCAAGGCGAUGGGUGUUGCGGGCAAGGAGGAGACGGUCCCAUGGAGGCAGCAGGGACAAGGAGGAGCGGCUGGUAGCCAGGCGGUGAGCGGUGGAGGGGAUGCUUCGAAGAGGGGCGUCACGACUUCGGCUGGGGAUCGAGGAGCGGUCAGGAAGUCGUUGUGGAGGAGGAGCGGAAACAAGCUGGUGGCGGAGGCAAUGCAGUUACUGUGGAGUCUCUGGAUGAAGAAGCUCAAAGCGGCCAGGCUGUCAAAGAUUGGCGAGUGCCAGAGCUGGCGGACGGGAGGUGGCGAUGCAAAUGACGGAGGCCACAUGAUCUGCCAGGAGGCCACGCAGGUGAUUGUGCCGCUUGGGGCGCUGUAUCUGCUGGGCUACAAGAUCCGGUGGGAGGAGGGGAUCUGCCGAAUUAAACAUGCCAGCCGGGGGCCGCUACCGGUCAGGAUGAGACAAUUCUGCCCCGAGGUCCCUACGGAGGUGGCGUUGAGGUUGGUCGAAGAGUUGGAGGAGUUCAACAAGGGCCUUCUGAGAAGGGCGAUGGUGUCGGCCGAGAGGAGCGACGGAAGGCAGGAAGGAAAGAAGGGUGACAGGAAGAGCCGGAGCGGGGAGGUAGCGAAGGCUUGGAGAGAUGGUGAGAUGGAAAAGGUGAAACAGCUGUUUCCGGAGGUGCCGGAGCCCAUCAUGGAGCAGGCGCUGGGCUCUGGUGGCGGGAAAGGAUCCGCGUGGAACAGGGCGGCGAGGAGGAGGCAUGCAAGGUCGGCAGGAGUGAUCUUGCACUUGCUCGCUGGGAAGAGCGCGAAGAAGUUCAACUACGGCGAACUGGACCGGGAGGUGGUAUCUUGUCGGGCCAGAACAUGCUGGACGAGGACACCUUCGGCUACCUGGCAAAAGCUGGCGGUGGGAGGAAGGACGGAGGGAGUGAUGGGAGGGGACGAGGAGAUCGAUGAUCGCUUUGGAUAUGAGGAGAUCGGUGAGGAGAAAAGGAAGAAGGUGGAGGGCGACACGAUCCUGAUGUUGCGCAUGUGGAUCUUGAGCACCAAGAGCUACGUUCGGGAGGAGGAGUGGCAGAGGGCUAAGGCGCGGGGGGGCGUGCCACCAUCGGUGGUCACGGCGUUGGAAGAGGUGGGCUUCGAGGACGGAGCCAUUGGAGAAAAGCCCCCCCCGGCAUGGUCCACGUUGGCGAUCGAUGUGACGGGCCCGUUUAAGGUGUCGGAAGAGGGGCAUCGCCACUUGCUGGUGGGUUCAUAUGUCACGGCGGUCUCGGGCGGCAUGGCCAAGGAAGAAGAUGUCGCGGCGGAAGAGAUAGGAGACGAGGAUCCGUUUGAGGAGCUGGCUGAGGAGCGAGGAGCGGUCAGAGGAGAAGAGGAAGAAGAGGGAGGAGAAGAAAUAGGGGAGGAAGGCGAGCACUUGGCCCCGGGGGGGCAAGAAGGAGUGGUCACCAGAACUCUCACGCUGGUGGAGCCGCUGAAGAGUCGGAGAGCCGUGGAGGUGAUUGCGGCGCCCCAAUCUAUGGUGGCAAGGCUCCGGUGGUGGGGAUUUGAGGUCACUCGCCUGCACUCGGACCGGGGACGAGAGCUGGUGUCGACAGCAUUGAGAAGGUGGGCGGUGAGUCAUGGGCUGCACCGGACGCUGUCAAGCUUCGAUGAGCCGCAGGCUAACGGUAGAGCGGAGGCGGCUGUCGGAUGGGUGAAGAGGAAGGCAAGGGCACUGCUGCUGGCGGCGGAGGUCAAUCCGAACCUCUGGACCAGCGGGCCUGUCUUCGUGGUUGGUGGAGACUAUGAGGUGGGGAGCAGGACACGCCUGAGGGAAUGGACAGGCUACAGCGUCUUCAAGAAGAAGGAGACGCGGAAUGAGGGGGUCUUGAGCUGGGAGGAGGUGAUGCUAGAAUCGAGCCUGCAGCCAGAGGGCUACUUCGAUGACAACGAACUCACCUGCUUUGCCAGCUAUGUGCACCCCGACUAUGCGUUGGAGCUGCCCAGCCCCGAGCAGAUCCUGGAGUCGAAGCAGGCACUGCGAGAUCUGCAGGAGGACAAGCAGUGGGCUUGGCGCCUGGACAAGGAUCCUGCCCUCUUCCUGGAAGACUUUCGCAAGGAGCCUUGGAGUGGUGAGCUGGACCUUGCAGGCCUCCCGAAGGUGGACAAGUACGAGAUAUUGCUGAAGAACUUGCACUACGCAAGAUCGGAUGACUGGGACAGCUGGUUUCGCAUCACGGGCAUUACCUGCAACAUGCUGCGAGUCUACGAGUACGACGUUGAGGCGCAAGAGAGGAUUUGGGCGGCCCACUGUGAUUGGUCCAGCAUGUCUGCCAAGUUCGACAGCCAUGAGAAUUGGGACCGGAUCAUGGAGGCAAGCCGAUCGGACCAUCUGCCUGGCCUCUGCGCCCUGAUCGAAAUGGUGAAGCAUGACAACCCCGGGCUCCAGGUGCGAGAGAGGCUCUUUAACCUUCACUUCGGCGCUGGGCGCCGUCUGACCAAGCAGGGAGACGCCACGGCAUGA